Molecule: messenger RNA, 633 nt
Organism: Hevea brasiliensis (rubber tree)
Lineage: Eukaryota; Viridiplantae; Streptophyta; Magnoliopsida; Malpighiales; Euphorbiaceae
Exons: 1
Coding region: 1-633 (210 amino acids)
Source: RefSeq, a predicted model, not a curated record
AUGGAGGCUUCGAGUGCUGAAACUCCUUUCAAUGCCAUUGCACCUCCUGUGUUCAAUGGAGAAAAUUAUAAAGUUUGGGCAAUCAGAAUGGAGGCUUACCUGGAUGCAAAUGAUCUCUGGGAGGCUGUUGAGGAAGACUACCAAGUGCUUCCACUACCCGACAAUCCUACAAUGGCUCAAAUGAAGAGUUUCAAAGAAAGGAAGGCAAGGAAGUCCAAGGCCAAAAACUGCUUGUUUGCUGCAGUUUCAUCCUCAAUUUUCACCAAAAUCAUGUCCUUGAAAACAGCCUUUGAUAUAUGGAACUAUCUCAAGAAGGAGUACGAGGGAAAUGAGAAGAUCAAAGGAAUGCAAGUGCUGAAUCUGGUUAGAGAAUUUGAGAUGCAGAAAAUGAAGGAAUCUGAAACUAUUAAAGAGUAUUCAGAUAGACUUCUCAAUAUCGUAAACAAGGUACGAUUAUUUGGUACUGAAUUUGCUGAUACAAGAAUAGUUCAAAAAAUUCUUGUUACUGUCCCUGAAAGAUUUGAAGCUACCAUCUCUUCUUUGGAAAAUACUAAGGAUCUAUCAAAGAUUGGCUUGGCAGAAUUGAUACAUGCUUUGCAGGCUCAAGAACAGAGAAGGUUCAUGAGAAGUUAA